AUGGCUCACCACGCGAGAGAAGUUGCUCACACUGUUGAGAUUCUGGGCGUAAUCGUUCAAGGGCGCAAAAGAGGGAUUGUGCAGCAAUGUUACAAUACCAUUUGCCCUCUUGAGGAAAUGAUACACUAUUACAUUGCUACACGCCUUGAAAAUGAAAUUGAUGAAAUAGCAUCAAGGUUACAAGGUUUAGACAGGGAGCCUAAGUUAUGGGAAGUAAAAGAUCUUGAACAGCGGUAUAGUGAUCCACACAUUAAUCGUUCUGGCAUUCAACUUCUCAGGGACAUCCACGGAGGUAGAAUUAAGACCUUGCCCCGGAAAAAGGCUUUCCGUAAAACAGAUCCCCCUCCACAGCAGGCCCAUUACAUUGACUUUGAAGGCCGAAAGGUCAAGACAUUUAGGAACGGGGAACGCGUGAAAGUAACGAGCUUUAGAAAAAUACGUGAUGCGCACAUGCAGCGAUUAGAAGAGGCAGUAAAGGCCGAAAAUAUAGAUCAAACUGGCAUUUUGGAAGCAGAACGAGCUAUCAAUGAAUACCUCCGAGAAAGGGACGAUAUUGUUGAAGCAGGACUGAACGGUCAUAGCGACUUCGAUGACAUUUUAAGAAGUGCACAUGUAAUUCUUACAGCAUAUAAGCAACUCACGAAACAAGUUGAAACUCAAAACAAAGAGAUAUCUAAGCGUGAGAAGGAAAUUGGUUUUCAAAGGAAAGCAUUUAGACGGGCAGUAUUUGUCCUUCAAAAAGGAUUAAAACGUCCGUAA
This is a messenger RNA of Verruconis gallopava, 759 nucleotides long. RefSeq lists its product as uncharacterized. Lineage: Eukaryota; Fungi; Ascomycota; Dothideomycetes; Venturiales; Sympoventuriaceae. The coding region runs from base 1 to 759 and encodes 252 amino acids. The record is from RefSeq and is a predicted model, not a curated record. The transcript is spliced from 2 exons.